AUGGCUCUCAAAUAUCUAUUCAACAGGACUAUGUCCAUGCCCGAUAUGGUCAAUGAUAAUCCCGCCUUUGUUGAUAAUUCCGACGAUACAAAACAGAGACCGUUAUCUGCUGUAGCAGAGGCCUUCGAAGAUCUAUCCAAAAUGCUCAAUUCUACAGAAACUAGCCCCGACGUCGAACUCAAAUUGAAACCGUUUUGCGAUGCAUGUUCUUUAGUCUCCGUCUUAUUCGGAUGCCUAGGCAUGGCUUUCAGAUUUGCCGAACUUGAAUACGUUUCUAAGGUACAUAAUCUUGUUGAAGCUGGAAAAAGAUAUGAGACAUUGAGUAGUAUGCUUGAUAUUGAUGUGAGAAACGAUACAGUAAGAACAGCGGGAAGUAAUUCACGCAAUUUACGUAGGGUUAGACAGGGGCUUGAUUUGAUAAGAGCAAUCUUCCAGAAUUUCUUAUCACCAGAAUUUUGUUCUUUGAAAGAUGCAGCAUCAACAGCUUAUGCUGAUGUUUGUGCACCUUAUCAUACAUGGGCUGUAAGAACUGCAGCUUAUGCUGGAAUGUGUGUUCUUCCAACUAGAGAACAACUUCUACUUAAAUUGAAUGCAACAGAUGAAUUAGCUGAAAAGGAAAUGAACAGGUAUAUCAAGGCAUCGCAACCUGUUAUAGAAUUCAUAGACAAGUUGUAUAUGUCGAGGGAUAUCAGCUUGGAUUGGUGAUCACGAU
Messenger RNA from Impatiens glandulifera, 712 nucleotides. RefSeq names its product ACD11 homolog protein-like. Lineage: Eukaryota; Viridiplantae; Streptophyta; Magnoliopsida; Ericales; Balsaminaceae. The transcript is spliced from 5 exons. Gene Ontology annotation, molecular function: ceramide 1-phosphate transfer activity; ceramide 1-phosphate binding. Gene Ontology annotation, biological process: ceramide transport; intermembrane lipid transfer. The record is from RefSeq and is a predicted model, not a curated record. The coding region runs from base 1 to 705 and encodes 234 amino acids. Gene Ontology annotation, cellular component: membrane; cytoplasm; cytosol.